Chara braunii is the source of this 5792-nucleotide messenger RNA. Lineage: Eukaryota; Viridiplantae; Streptophyta; Charophyceae; Charales; Characeae. The record is from the annotation of a GenBank genome assembly.
CCGAACCCCGGUGCUGUGGGGUGCACCUUCUACGGGCACUCCUUCCGCCCAUGUUUGAGGUUCGGGACCGGAUUCGGCUGUGCUGAUGAGCGGUGGGGCUGCGGGUCGAGAAGAGGAGGCUACUGGUCGACAAGGGAAAUCUGCGAUGGACAUUGUACCGAGGCGUAAAAGGUCUGGUGACACGUCCGCUGCAGGUGUGGGAGACGAGGUGUCUGUCGUCGACCACAAAAACAAGUGGUGGAUGUUGGACUGGGUGGGUGGAAUAGGGGAACCCUCGGGUGGGCUGGUUUUGUACGUGGUGAUCAAAGAUAACAUUGUUCCGAUUGGCGGUGUAGUGAAGUGGAGUGAAGGAAAUUCACAGUUCGCCAUGUUGGAGUUGACGAUGGUCCUUAACGCUAGAGGUGAGCGGAUUGCGAAUGUCAAACACGUUGCUCUUCGUUGGGCCAAACACGCUGGGUACGGCAAAAGGCUUUAUGACAUUUUCAAUCCGCCUGGGAAGGAGAAAUUGACGUUACCGGACCUUCGAUCGGUUUUCACAUUCUUCGACAGACAUGUGGUCGCAGGGCAUGAGCCGGUGGUGCAUGCUUCCGACCGCAUAUCUGAACCGAAAAGCGUGCUUUCGUCGUCUUUGGAGGCGGGUCCGUCGUCGAAACCGAUCAUUAUAGGUGUCCGCCCUCCGCCAUCAAUUUGUACUACGGUUGCUGCAACACGAGUUCCGAAAUCAGGGCAGAUCGGGGAAAAAGGUCCGUGUUGCGGCCAAAUCGUGCCGUCAGCCCCUGUGAAGCGUAGACCGACAUCAACCAAGGAACCCGUUUCCUUGGUCCGCCCGCCGCGCUAUGAGUUGGCCAUUCCUGCUGGGUCGCAUUAUUUUGGAGAUGACGACGAGGAGAACAGCGAAGAAGAAUGGGAGCGCGAUGAAGAACGCRAAGAAURUGAGGAGGGUGRCGAAGAAGAGGAAGUAGAGAGUGAAYAMACAAUYAGCGAGAGGGGUGGGCCGGRCGAGUUGGAGGGUYGUCUAGGGGUUGAGUAUGAGAACGAAGGGCAAGAAGAGGAAACGAYCGKCGAGGGAGGGUAYGCAGAUUUCAUUUCUGUCAAGUUGGACAAGAUUCUGGAUAUGCCUGAUGAGGAAUUCAGAUAUAAUCAACGCUUCCUCGAUCAGGAGCUUAUUGGUGACCUUUACAAAACAAUGGUUGAGCCGGGUGAGGCAGCUAUCAGAGAGAGAACGACCGGGGCAGCCGGGGUGAAUGUAUGUGCAUUGUACGAGAAGCCUGUCCUUCUGUUAAUUGGGCUACAUGAUACAAUGCAUACUGACGCUUCCGGUACGAAUGUGAGGGCGAGAAGAGUGACGCCCCGCGAAUUCGAUCUCCAAUCCGUGCGCAAGUACUACUGGUAUCCUCUCAGUGGUCAACACAAUGUUGCAGCGGCGAGGAAAUGUUCUCAAAAACGCCCUGACAUCGCCUGUGAGCUCCGUUUGGAUUGCUGGACUGCAAGGCCUGUUUACUAUCCGGAUAGGAGCAUGGAAAAUUACUGCACCUUGAGCACUUUCCAAAAUGCGAAGGACAAAUGGAAUACUCCUCCGCACCAGAUUGCUAUCAUUAAGAAUAUACGAAAGUUGUGGCAAGCAGUCGGUCGUCCAGAAGCUAUAGGCGGAUCUGUUGCAAACGUCAAAAAUAAGGAUUACAGAGAGUUUGCGGCGAUGGCUCUGCGCGCGACCGGGAGUGAUCAUUUGGUUACUCUUUCACUUCAGCCUUGGAGCAAGGAGUGGUCCGACGUCCUCGGGCCUUACAUGAUAUUGGCAAGGGCGACGGGCGAUGUGUUCGAGAAGGUGCAACAAGUGUAUUCUACUUGGGAGAGUGGACAGUCGCCGGGGAGAGAUGGUGUGAAGCCUGCCACCAAACAAGGUGAAUCGGGGAAAGCGCCGAGACUUGGCCCCGGAUUCGAGUUGGAAAAAGGAGUCAGGGUUCCAGUGCACUGGAUUCAGGGUACUAGAGGACCUGGUUACCUCGUGGCUGUGUGCGAUCCGGAUGUCAGAUCAUGGAAGGUUACGUCUACGUUGGGGAGGCGUGAGAGGUUGCAGCUGUUGAGAGACAUUCUCACGGGAAGUGUCGUACUGGCUCCAAGGCUAAGUAAAGCUGCUAACACUGCCGGGAAACAUUCGAUGGAGACAUACGUGGAAAUGGUGAAGCAGGAAAGAGCAAUGUUGAGAAUGUUUCACUACUUCAUCUUCAUUUCUGACCCUUACAAGAAGUCGUUAGAGUGGAAGGAACCAUUCUUCGACAACCUUUCUGAUUUGUUCGCUAGGUAUUCUGAUCAUGGAUUGACAUCGGAGAGGUGGAUCGACCAGCGACGACAUUUCAAAGAAACGAGUUGGGUGCGGUCAUUUCCGACUACACUUGGAGGCGAGGAUAAGAAAGGAGAGGAGGGCUUCAAGAAAACAAAAUCGCUUGCAAAUAAAUGCCCCGAAGAGUUCAUUCAAUUUGUCAACAAAUUGUUGCGUAGAUCUGAAACUGGGGGUUCGCAUAGCAUUCGUAUGUCGGGACAAGCGAGAUACAUACAUUUCCAUAAACAUGACGUGACAUCUGUAUUUGUGUCGUUCCUGUGGGAACCGAGCGAUGUUUCGGACGAGAUGGAUUGCAAGGAGAUGUUUAGAGCCGUCAGACACCUGACGUGCCACACAGCCGUCCUUGAUUUGUGCCGCCCGACCCAGAUGGGUGCGUGGACUGAACAAGUGUUUGCUGGACUCAAGAAGUUCAUGGACAAACUUGGCGGCAAGUAUUGGACAUUGUUGUGCUUCGUUCCACGCCCUUGCGAGUUCACAUUCUUGAGGCGAGUCGCGAUGUGGGACAUUCAAUUGGAUCUUUUCAAAUGGACUCGUCUACAACAAACAAAGGGGAAAGUGUAUAAGGUUGCAAACUUGCAUUUGGAGGACACAGACAGAAUGGUGGUCAUCAUGUACUCCAACGACGGGUAUUUUCAUUUCGACACCAUUUCCUUGUUUGAAGAUAUUCAAGCUGCAGGUCCAUCAUCUGCCGAGCGGGUGGCUGACAUAUCGACACUUGUGCGGAGAGAGAGAAAGCCGAAGAUGUUGACUGAUGUCGUGGAGAAGAACUUUCUACCAUCAAAGUGGAAAAUGGCAGGUAUGAAUCCACCGGAGAAAGUGGUCUAUGAUGGUAUGGAAAGGGAGCCGAAUGAGAUGGUGGAGACAUUGGAGCAUUUUUGUCCUGCGGAUGAGGCUGUCGUUUUCCUCAGGAAAGGUCAUGCAGGAUUGGUUUGGGAGUUGUUAAAGAGUUACCGUCAUUGCAUUGCGCUGGAAGGGGAGGGUAUGAAGUUCGAGUUCCUCAUUCAGUUCAUUGACAAGAUGGUCAAAACUCGAGAUUACCACGCCAACUUUACUAAGCCGCCUUCUCGACAUGAUGAAGGGCGUGAUCUCGUCUACAAGGUUGGCCAAAACGUGGUCAAUAUUUGGGAGUUUCUCUUCGAAACAAAGCCGCAAGACAGAGGGGAACGUACUUAUGUCCUCAGAAGAAGAAAAGUGGAGAAGCUCUUGAGGGGUUAUCAUAAAGCACCAUCGGAGAAGGAGGUUUCAUUUCUCGACCACUUGGAGACCAUGUACUUCGACCAACAAAUCGGGGCGUUUACAAUCGCAGGUUAUUCGACUUGUUUUGUGGAUGGUGAGGACUUUGAUGCUGACGACUCAGAAGAAGAGAGUGUUGAUGGCACUUUGCAAGCGGCUUUGGCAGCUGAGAGGCAAAGAGCUUGUAGCCCGGGUUCGCAGAGAAUGGGUGUUCCAGGCACAUCGUCCGGUUCUGGAGGAGCUUCGAGCAUGGCGGUUUCAACGGGUCAGUUAACGACUCAACCGUCGACUUCUUCUAUUGUUACGCCGACUCAGAUGGCGGGCAAUACGAUGACGGUGGCUUCCAGAGGCAGUCUGGAUCCGAGUGUUCUAGCAAUGCUCUCCCCAGAGUUGGUGGCGACUCUGGCACCAUUUGCACACAGCCCAAGUACUAUUAUGGACUUGUUACGCUCUCGAACUGCACAACAACCUCCACCUGAUGAGCCUUUGGAGUACCAGAUCGAAGACACAAUCCCUGCAGACAUUCGACUGCUUCCGGGGUCUAUAGUGUGCCGAGACGAUUAUACGGUGACGGAUGAUGCCACAUGGGGGCAUCACAUUAUAUGGCACCCCCAACACUUCCAACCUGCAUUGGCGAGAGGGAGAUGGGUUAUGGCUAUAAAAGAAGAAGGGGAGUGGCAGUUUUGCCUCCACAGACGUAUGUCAGGAUCAAACUUUCUGAAACAUGCCAAAAAUCAGAUUGCCAAGCGACUUCAGCGUCUUAAUCCGGACGUUUCUCAAUCAAGACUAGAUGAAAGAACAGAAGAAAUUUUCCAAGAGUUCAAAACAUCGCAGUGGCUUGAGUAUCUGGAAGAGUUCUAUGAUAGACAAACCAGCCCGGCUUAUGGAUAUUAUUGGCAUGUCAGAGAAGAUCUURGGGAGAGGAAAAAAUCAAGCGGCAGUGGUGACCAUGGCAAGGGAUCCGGAUCGAGCGGAGGUGCGCAUGGCAAAGGAUUGCGAUUGGGGAGCGGUGCAAGUGACAAGGGUACGGAACCGAAUGACGGUGCAAGCGGCAAGGACGAAAGUCAUGGGGAACGGCAACAAACCGAAAAGUCUAAGGGGCGUCAAGUAACAGAAGGCAAGGGAUCAACACCAAGCGGCGGUGGGCAUGGCAAACCUACAGGACCAAACGGCGGUGGUUCAACUGUCAAAGGGUCUCAGGGGCCUCAAGAGACAGAGCGCAAGGGAUCAGGAUCGAGUGGUGGUUCAACUGUUGAAGGGUCCCACAGUCGAGUCGAACACGACAGUGGCCUCACAUUGGAGCGUUUCCGGCUUGACCGAGCGAAGAGUCACACGAUCGAGUCGAACCCGAUAGUGGGAUCAGAAACGAUCGCCGGUGCGACUGGCAAGGCUUCGGGACCUCGAUCGGAAACGAUGGCCGGUGCGACUGGCAAGGCUUCGGGACCACGGGGGGGCAGUACAACUAUCCGCGGUGCUUCACCUGUCAAAGAGUCACGCGGUCGUGUCGAACACGACACUCGUCCAGCAGUCACUGUCGAGUCGAACCCGACAGUGGGAACGGGAUCAAUCGUCGGUACAAGUGGCAAGGCUUCGGGACCAAUCGACGUUGUUUCACCUGUCGAAGGGUCACACAGUCGAGUCGAACACGACAGGGGUCCACUAUUGGAGCGCUCCCAGCUUGACCAAGCGGAGAAACUCGUGGUUGAGUCCAACCCGACACAACAACGGGGAUCGAUUGUCGGUGUGAGUGUCAAAACUUCGGGACGAAAAGGCGGUGUGAGUUGCGAGGGCGUGAGUACAGCUGACCAAGUUUGGACGACUACAAUACUAGUGGGCGACAGUGUCGCGAUGAAAGUGGAUAUUACUGGUACACUCACGGAAUUGCAGAUGCCGUCGUCGACAAUGAAGGCCGAAGUAAGCGGCAAUUUCCAGGACACUUUUGAGGGCGUAAAGGAGGAAGAAACUCUCCAUGUACAGGGCAUCGAAGAGGAUGAAGGACAUAUAGUCCUUAGUACACCGGAGCAAGUUGUACUUGUACCACCUCAACAAACGCUUGAACAACCUGAAACACCACAGUCUGCUAACCUCAUGAUAGCUAUCGAGGAAUCUCCUAUUGCGCCAUUGCAUAUGAAGAAAAACUGAGAGUUAGCCAUCGAGGUGAGCACUUUCUUAUCUUAGGAGCAAUAUCUAAUACUAUAUGCGGAUUAGUGGGUACAUC